This is a messenger RNA of Guillardia theta CCMP2712, 477 nucleotides long. RefSeq lists its product as hypothetical. Lineage: Eukaryota; Cryptophyceae; Pyrenomonadales; Geminigeraceae. The transcript has a single exon. Bases 106 to 402 code for a protein of 98 amino acids. The record is from RefSeq and is a predicted model, not a curated record.
CCCACGGCACGCAGGAAGGCUUCCAUCCUAACAGUAUCCUCCCUUUCCUGUGGAUCGACAGCUGUGAUUUGAACAAAACCACUCCACAAAUUGAAUGCCUCAACAAUGAGACUUUGUAUGGACAGUGUGAGGACUGAACCCCUGGGUAUGAUGCUCCCUGAGAAUAUUUUGGACGAAUGCUCGGAACGACAGCACAACAACGAGAAUUCUGAUUUGUGCGACAUCUGCGAUAUACUAGGUAUCACCGUCGAAAGAUUUGAAUCCUUCUCGAUGGGAAAGAAGAAGGCUCUCUGUAGCCUAGCAUUGUCUAUACGUUACUUAACUCGUCAGCAAGAACUUGAUGGCGGAAAUUUGGAUGGCAAGUUGCUGCCAUGUCAGAAACCAUUCUUUCGCUUCGAAUAGGAAAUUAUUUGUUGAUCUGAUGCUGUAAAAUAGCUCCUCCUCUUGUAAAUUUAAUGGAUUAAAGAAAAGUUCAGG